Molecule: messenger RNA, 516 nt
Organism: Phytophthora infestans T30-4
Lineage: Eukaryota; Oomycota; Peronosporomycetes; Peronosporales; Peronosporaceae
Exons: 3
Source: RefSeq, a predicted model, not a curated record
AUCGCGAUGGUCGUGAAGGUGGGCGUGGCCGACCCGGAGCUCACGUCCGUGGCGCUGUACACGCCGUUGCCAUGGCCCAUGCGGCUCGAUCUGUUGCCAUUCACCUUCCUAUACGUUACCGCCGUGUAUCUGUUCGCUCUUAUGGGGGACUGGAAGCCGUCCGGGAUACUUAAACCGUUUUUACUUCCCGUUGUAAUCAAGCGAGGUCUCAAGUGCCCGAACUGGGACGUUUCCGACACGCGUGUUGCUGUUGUGGUCGGUGCCCACGCAGUUCAUGAAGACACCUUCUGUGGAUACUACCGUGCAACUAUCCCGCCGUCCUCCGCAAGCUCGGACUUGUUGCUUCCUCCACCCCCGGUCACGGGCCUUUCCAAGGCCGAUCUCUGCGCCCUCGACAUCGCUCGCUCUCGCUAUGCGUUGGAUCUGGUCAAAGUCACGCCGGAGCGUCCGCCACCGCAGAACUUACACGAAAACUCCGUUUAUCCUAAGAUCUUCUGCUUCGUGAACACCAUUUCA